GUGGAGAAGCCUCUGCUGGGUGGAGUGAGGCGGACAGAGAGCAGAACGCGGCUGGAGAGAGGACGGCACGCACCUGUCGGACGGUUUUCUCAUUCAACUCACCUUUGUUGCGCUUUUUUUUUUUUAGUUGCUUUGCCUAGUGUCGUUUUUAGCCGACCCUCACCAUGACGGACGCACUUUUACCGAACGGCAUUGAAGACAGCGGAGGAGACGGGAAGUUUUUCAGAAAGGGCUGCAACCCCCUUGCACAGACCGGACGAAGCAAACUGCAGAACAAGCGAGCCAGUCUAAACCAACAGAUCAUCAAACAGAUGAGGAUAAGGGCUGGAGCUGAGAAUCUGCUGAAGGCUACAAACAACAACAAGGUCAAAGAGAUGGUUCUCCUGGAGCUAAGCUAUGUUAACGCCGACCUGCAGCGGCUGAUGGGACAGCUGGAAGGACUCAACAGCUCAGUGGACGUCUACCAGAGCACACAGGAAACUGCAAAUAUUCCCCUGAUUGCUCUGGGCUUGAAGGAGACCAAAGAAGUUGACUUCUCUGCACCAUUCAAGGACUACAUCAUGGAGCACUACAAUGAAGACGGAAGAACUUUUGAAGAUGAGAUUGCAGACCUGAUGGACCUGCGACAGGCCUGCAGAACACCGAGUCGAAGCGAAGCCGGGGUGGAGCUGCUCGCAAAAUACUACAGUCACCUUCCUCUGGUGGAGAACCGAUUCUUCUCCCCGACUCGGCAGAACGGCAUCUUCUUCACCUGGUACGACUCCUUCACAGGCGUUCCGGCUUGCCAGCAGAACCUGUCUCUGGAGAAGGCCAGCGUGGUCUUCAACAUGGCAGCCCUGUACUCCCAGAUCGGUACCCGCAGUGACCGGCAGACGACGCUGGGCUUGGAGCAGGCCAUCUCUGCUUUUCAAAAGGCUGCAGGUAUGCUGAGCCACCUGAAGGAAACCUUCACCCACACUCCUAGCUAUGACAUGAGUCCGGCCAUGGUCGGCAUGCUGAUUCGGCUGAUGCUUGCCCAAGCGCAGGAGUGCAUGUUUGAGAAGAUUGUGCUGCCGGGAGUCAAGAACCAGUUCAACCCCCUGAUCAAAUUGGCCCAGGAGGCUGCCAAGGUCUCAGAAAUCUACCAUCAGGUCCAUCAGUCCAUGAUCCAGGCGCCGAUAAAGGACAACGUGCCGUUCUUCUGGUCCACCAUGUCACUGGUCAAAACCAACCACUACCGUGCCAUUGCACAUCACUUUUUAGCCUCGGCACUGCUGGAUCAUGAGUUGGGACCCAGUGAUGAUGAGGAUCAGCAGGAGAAGGCUUUAUCUCAAGUGUACGAUCAGCUCCCUGAGGGAUGCUCCACACUCGACAUCCUAAAGAACAAGCAUGAACGUGAACGUAUUGGUAAAGCUCAUAUUCGUCGCGCCAUCUCUGUUCACGAAGAGGCUCUGAGGAAUUAUGGUCUGUGCCAGCACCUGGACAAGCUAGAAGCUCUGCAGGAAAUUUUAGAGGCCAGCCUCCAGCGCUCGCAGGAGAAGUACAGUGACUUUGAAGACGAGGAACAGUUUGUCGACUACGUGGAAGCUCCAGACAUCAUCUCUAAAACCGAGCAUAAAGCAGAAAUGGAGUUUCCUGCUUCCACAAAGGGCCCUCUGUCAGUGUUUUCAGCCAAGCAGAAGUGGACGGCGCCCAGGAAAGUCCAUGUUUGUGCAGACGACAGAGACCUGGGCUUUACACUGAAAGGAGAGGCACCAGUUCAGGUGGUCUCAUUGGACCCUCUCAGCAAAGCAGCUGCUGACGGACUGAAGGAGGGCGACUAUAUUGUUGCUGUGGGUGACAAAGACACCAAGUGGAUGGGUGUGAGCGACAUGAUGCCACUUCUGAAAGACGUGGAUGAAGAAGGGAUUGAAAUCCAGGUGGUCAGCGUAGUCGACAACAGCCCCACCAUGCCAACCAAGAGUGCCACCUUCAGCGGAAACCUGCCCAAGACCUACUCUAUGAUUUGUCUGGCGUACGACGACGAAGGAAAGCCCUCCAAAUCCCACAAAGUGGCCAAGAAGUCAUCUUUCCUCAGCUUGGGUCUGAAGAACAGGAUGAAGAGCGCCAGCACCCUGAGCCUGCCUACAGUGGACCCAUCGAGUACUCUGCCCUGGAACAAGCCCAUCCCCACCUUCCCCAGCUCCAGCAUCUACAACGAGCGUGCCUUUCACUGAGCUGGCCGCAGCGUGCACACAAAGCCUUCAGCUACAUACGGCGCUGUGCUGUACACACACCGGGUGUGUGUCGAUGCAGCAUCGUUGCCUUUUUAGCGUCUCCACUCUAGCUUGUAUGCAGCUUUUACACCAACGGCGACAAAACACAUUCAAAAUAACCGUGCCAAACACUGCACACAUGUGACCUUGCUGUUGCAUAGACCCAAAAUAGCGCUCCGUCUUAAGAAAGCACGGAUGACGGAGAAUGAAGCCGGUAUGUGUACAGCACAGUUCGACUGCAAACAGUUACACUUCACCUUGAGACAAAAAAAAAAAGUUUAGUGAGCACACCCAAGGCAGUGAUUGUAAUGUGGGCCGAGAUGUCCGCAGCGCCACCGCACACAUGAAGGACUUUGUUACAAAAACCUUUAAACUAAUGAUCAGUGAGGGAAAACGAAAUGUGCUGUGAAGUUUUAUAUUAUGUCUAGGAAGUUUUGUUUUUAGAAUGCAAUAUCCCAUAAGCUGCUAAAUCAUACCUUAGUUUUGUGUUACUGUCUUUUUGUGUUUGAGAGACAGCCUUUGAAGACGGUGUUUGAGCUCAGUGCCAUGUCCAGGACACGGUGUAAAUAUAAAUAUUUGUAUUUUAUUUCCCCCCCCCCCCAUUUUACUCGUCCUUGCUCUGGCCCCACAUGCCUCCACGUCUCUGAUAUGCCAGGAUGAAUCAUUCACCAGUCUGACUCACGCUACCCGCCUCAGCCAUGCUGUUGGAAGCCGGAGCUGUACGUCUUAAUGUUAAUGUGAAUCUGUAUGUAGUCAAAUGUGUUUUAAUAGAAGGGAAGAACGGGGUUACACUGAUGUUCAUGAUGCACACUUGGACAGCCAUGAUCAAAGCCCACAGCCAGCUUUUUUUUGACCUGUUAGUUGCGACUCGUUUUUACUGACACUUUGCCGUGUUGGACUAUCUCUUUAUCUACAAAGUAGAUUCUAUAUAUUCGUUUGAUAAUCAAAUUAUUUAUGUAAUUAAAUAAAAAAAACACAAAAAUAAAUCUAUAUAUUUACCUUUACGUUUAGGUCAACUACUAAAUUGUUUGGUGGAUUUCUGUUUCUUGGAGGAAUUUAUAUGGUUAGCCUUGGUAAAACUGUGUUCUUCUACCUUUUUUGUCUCUGUAAAAUAUGUUUUGUAAAUGUUUUUAAACGGUUUUACUGACGUGUAAUAUUCGGUACCGUCUCUGUUUACCUAACACUGUUUUUAAGUGCCAUUUAUGCUAAACCAUGAAGUAAAAUGUGGCGUUAUUGUAGGAACUGCAGUGAUUGGCUCCCUGUAGUAGAUGGAUACGAGCGUUUUUGUUUAUGCCGCAGUGCCUGCUGGUACUAAGUGCCUUGGAGUGUAUGCAGAGGGUUUGGGCUUCUUGUCUUGCAAUGCUUUCUGGUGGACUUGCUCAGUGUUCUGCACUUUGUACGGCAUAGUUGCAUAUUGUUAGGUCUUUGUCAUAUGUCUACACUCAAAUAAAAUAGAACAAACAAA
This is a messenger RNA of Fundulus heteroclitus (mummichog), 3699 nucleotides long. It is a transcript of the gene rhpn2, whose product is annotated as rhophilin, Rho GTPase binding protein 2. Bases 165 to 2195 code for a protein of 676 amino acids. NCBI's taxonomy places the organism in Eukaryota, Metazoa, Chordata, Actinopteri, Cyprinodontiformes, Fundulidae. The record is from RefSeq and is a predicted model, not a curated record. Gene Ontology annotation, molecular function: protein binding. Gene Ontology annotation, biological process: signal transduction; negative regulation of stress fiber assembly. The transcript is spliced from 15 exons.